This is a messenger RNA of Penaeus monodon (black tiger shrimp), 2361 nucleotides long. RefSeq names its product TOG array regulator of axonemal microtubules protein 2-like. The transcript is spliced from 9 exons. Lineage: Eukaryota; Metazoa; Arthropoda; Malacostraca; Decapoda; Penaeidae. The coding region runs from base 49 to 1302 and encodes 417 amino acids. The record is from RefSeq and is a predicted model, not a curated record. Gene Ontology annotation, biological process: microtubule cytoskeleton organization. Gene Ontology annotation, cellular component: cytoplasmic microtubule; cilium. Gene Ontology annotation, molecular function: microtubule binding.
CCCAGUCCCCGCCACAGCCCCGAGCCGAGUCCUCGCCACACCUCCCGGAUGCCCAAGUCCAAGAGCCACACCGGCAGCCUCAACCGGACGCAGGGCAGGGAGGCGCUGGCCGAGAAGCGCCAUCGCUCCCUCGAGAGAGUCGCGCCGCAGAGCAAUGGGGUCGCCAGCAAUGCCUACAGGACGCCCCAGCUCGUUCGUCGCGGCCAGCCUCCUGUGAACUCCGGGAGCAGCCUCAGCAAUAGUUUCGGCACCACGCGCCGCACUCCACGCCGGCCGCCAGUUCGAGUCGUUACCAAGGCCGAGGUACCGGAGGCGUCCAGCAUUAACGUCCCACCGGGUUACAAAGCGCGCAAUCCUGUUCCUUCAGAUAAACCGAGUCCAGUCGGUUCUCAGCGGCCUCGACUCAAACACCAUUUAGCGGCUCAGUUUAGCACAGAAUCGACAAGGCUAGUUCAAUCCGUCGAUGAUAUGUCUUCUACCAUGUCUUCUGUGGGCCUCCGGACAGCCAAGCCAGCCUCGUCUUGCUUCAAAGCUCACCUCGAACCAUUCGCAAACCCGCAAGAAGGUCUGAAGAGAGCUCAGCAGCUGGUCAACUCUGGAGACUGGGAGAGUCAAGUUGAAGGAAUCCAAGACAUCGUACGGCUGGCAGAGCAUCAUCCCGAGGUGCUACAGAGCGACUUGCAUCAGAUCAACAUGAGUCUCCUGAAGCAAGCCAAAAACUUGCGUUCUCAAGUCUCCCGCGCAAGCAUCCAGGCCUUCACUCUCCUCUUUGAUGUUAUGAAGAGAAAUAUGGAGCCGGACGUGGAGAAGAUCACCAGUCUACUGUUGCACAAAACGUCGGACACCAACAAAUUCCUGCAACUGGACAGCAACCACGGCCUUGAUGCUCUCGUAGAAAACGUGAGCCCUAACAAAGCCAUCCCGGCAAUCGUACAGGAGGGACUAAAUCACAAGAACCCGGCCGUGAGAACCACCGUGGCUCGCCUCCUGACGUACGAGGUGGAACGACUCGGAGCCAGCAAGGUUCUCUCGGGGCAGAAGGACAUCACGGACCGCCUGUUGCCUGCUGCUGCUAAGCUCGCGCAGGAAGGGAGCUUAGAAACGAGGAAAUAUGCAAAACACAUCUUCCAGCAGUUGUCGCAGCAAGGGAGCUUCGACGCAGCACUGAAGAAAUACGUGUCUCAUAAUGACUUAAGAAACAUGCAAAAGCUCCUCGAUAAUUUAUCCAGUGAGGGUCGAACCAUACGGGAGUCGGCUCGCUCCAAGUUCUCCGUGGGAUCGCGAUACACACGGACCAUGUAGUGGCGGCGCAGUCCGUAGGCCUACUUUCGGCAUUUUCACAAAUUAUCAUCGUAUUUUCCAGGAGCGGAAUUCUGGUGGUUUAAUUCCCAUACGAAGGGAAUCAGUUCCUCAUGAAACAUUCACAUUCCAUAGCUCAUUGAUAUUUGUAUUGUACAUUGGAAUAUUGCGGAGGGUCGAUUCGAAAAUGUUUUUGGCGGUGGAUGUUUUUCUUUUUCCAAAGAAAAAAUAUUGAAUUUGUGGUUUCGAAAACGAUUUUUGUGGUGGUCGAAGCCUUUUUUCUCAUUGAAAAUAUGUUUUGAGAGACCACGUGACGCGUGGUUUCAAAAACGACUUUUGUGGUGUUUAAAGCAGUUGAUAUUUUUAUCUGAAAAAAAAAGAGAAACAAGCAAACGAACAUGUAUAAUUUGGGUAGGUCACGUGAACAUGAGUGUAGAAAAAGCACUGAAAAAGGGCAUAUGAGUCUUCUUGCUAAACUCACUUGACCUUUAACCCAAGCUGGCAUUCAAGCCAACCGAAGUUGCACGAGAAAGGUGAACAAAAUAACGUCCAUUUUAGUGCAUCGAAUUCAGAGACUUUACACGGUAUUUCAGUUGUGAUGAAGACUUUGUCCACGACUAGUUUACUUUUUUCAGUUUGAAUGUUGAAAAUAUAUAUUAUUUAUCGUUUAGAUCUGUGGAUAUGUAUUGAAUUGUGACGAGCAAAUAAAUUGUUAUUUACGUUUCUGUUAAGCUAGAACUGAAUAUAUACUUUGUAUAUAUGUUCACAUAUCAGAGUUAUUUGAAAUAGAAAAUUAAUGGUGGAUUACGUGAGAAUAUUAUGCCUUCUGUAUUCGAAAGUUAUUUUGUAAUAUAUGAUUAUUUUCAUGAUAGGUAAAAGCACUUGUAUACAUAUUUCUAUUUAUUUUCUUAGUAUGCGGGGUUUGUCAUUACAUAUUCUAAUAAUAUAUGGUUAGUUGACGUUAAUAAGAUAUAUGAAAUAUUUAUUUUAAGCAAAGCAUUCUUCGUGUUAAAAGAUCUUAUUAAAAUAUAUAUUUACCAGCCUGUGAUAAGUGCCGUCCAA